AUGUUCCGGGAUGCGAGUCUCGAGAGAACACGAGAAUUCGAGUUCGAGUACUGUACUCACCUUCUCGCUGCAAGAGCGAGGGAAAUCUCGCUCGCGGAUUCAAAUUUUUUUUACGAGGUAGAGGAAGGAGGUCGUCAGAGUCUAGAAUUGGAGAGGCGGACGGCGAAAAUGGAGAAAGCGAAGGCGAAGGAGCCGAGCUUGGAAGAUUGCUUGAAGCUUCUCCGUGGCGAGAGCGACGAGCAGCGAUUAGUGGGACUUUUGCUGGUCACUAAAUUCGUUAAGGGCGAUGACCUCGACGCUGUGCGGAAGGUUUUCGACGCCAUUGGGUUUCAAUUCACCAACAGACUCAUCAACACUUCAGAGGCCGGACAGUCCGGAAAGGCAAGAGCUGAGCAGCGAUCCUAUCUCCAUCUAGCACUGUCCAUUCUUGCCGCGUUUUGUCGGGUGCCAGAACUUGCAUCUUUGGAUGAAACAAUCAGUAAAGUUCCCGUUCUUCUUCAGACCCUUGCCAACAAGGACCAUGAAGCCGCGACGCAUGAUUGCUUUGAGGCACUUCUACUGAUAGCAACGGCGUCCGAGAAGGGGUUGAUGUCCAUAGCAGUGCCCGUAGCUCUGCCGGUUGUGGCCCAUCGUCUGAGCAGCAGCCCCUCAGAGGCUUCGUGGACAGUGCUCGCUGUCAGGCUCCUCCACUGCCUCCUGACCAGGAUAGCUGCCGAGAACGCUGUUAGAGAAUAUGCUCAAAACCUGGCUCUUGUGAUAUUACCCGUUGCGAGGCAGCUCUGUGAUAAGCAAGACAUCUCUAAAUUCGAAGCGCUUGCAGUUCUGUAUUCCCUCUUGGUCUCUGACAUCUCGAUGCCUGUUAGGGUUGCAAUUGGGACCUCUCCGAUUUCACCUGAGUGGGCUGCACUUGCGAGAACAGGACUCGGGCAAAUUUUGCAUAGUCGAGUAGCCAUUGAACAAAAACAUAUUGUCUUGGAACUCGCACAAGCUAUAGUGGAAGUAGUAAGCGACACCUGGCUUGUCGGGCCUAUGGUGCUCCCUGGCGAAAAGGUCCUUUCACCUCCAGACAGGUUUUUUCUUCUUAUAGUGGAGACACUGAGAGUGGAAAGUGCAGUUCUCUUGAAUGAAGUUGCUAGAAGCUCGUUUGAUCCUGGACAGGAGCCUCGGACAACCGAUGGAAGUUCUGUGAAGGAACGCAGGUUGAUGAGUUGUUUUGCUUUAUUGGAAUCUGUCAUAAACAUUGUUACAAAUCAAGAAGAUGAAGAUAAGAAUAUGAACGAGUCAAGUCUGCAAAGGAUUGAUGAGACAGUUUUGCAAAAGACGUUAAAAGUGUUGGACGAAGUCGUCGGCCUUGUUAUCGAACUCUUGGAGGACGCUCAGGCCCGUAAUCAGAAUGAAGGUGAAAUUCUUGUGGCUUGUGUUCGCAUUGCAAGCAGAUAUCUGGCGGAAGCACCUUCUGCACAUCGCGAACGAUGUCUGAGGCUUCUGGGAUUUAUGCUCGCAGUCACUUCAAAAGUUAAUGAAAGGUCAUUUGCAGUGAUGCAGUUCAUGCUACCCUUCCUUACCCAGAUCACCUUAUCCGUGGAUGGGUGCACUGCAUUAGUCGCUUGUAAUGGCCAUAAAAAGUUAGCCAGUUAUCUGGCGUGGACCGUGCACAAUCAAAUUCCUGGUGCUAUGGUGGACGGUUGUGACGUCUUGCUAAAUAUUUUAAGCAAGAAAGACGAGAUUGCUGGUAUAAGCGCCGGAGAAUUUGCAUCUGUACUACCUCCUCUCGCGGCCUCUGCGGGCCAAAGAUCAAGCGAUAUGGAGAAUUAUAUGGCGACUUGCGUGUGUGUGAGCAUUCUUGCUCUGACCAGCGAAGAUGCUUUGAGGAGUCGAGUAGAACUGGGCCCAGGCGUUGUCAACAAGAUCAUUCAGCUGAUCACCAAGUCUGUAGAGAGCAUUGCCAAGGUCUCGCGGGCAGGAGGAUCACUGGAGCAAGCAGACGAAGCGGACCUUUGGGACAUAAUACUGGCAGGUUGUGUGACGUGCGUGAAAGGUCGUCCCCGGUACCCUUCUCUCGAUAAGGCUUUGCGACGGGUCCUGACAGUUGAUACGGUGGCAGGCACCUCGCCCCUCAUUCUACGGGAGCUUUCACAAACACUGCAGCUAUUCAAGAACUAGUGGCAACCCUGCUCGCUUAUUAGUGGUAAAUAGGUCCCAUACGCUCAAGUACAUACUUAAGGAGUCUCACAUCUGUUUCGCGGAGUUUAGUUACGUGCGGAGUUCGUUUGUUCGGAAGAAUAGUUUUGAUAUCUAUGUUUUGUGCCAGCUGACACGAAACAGCAACAGUCGUCAUGAUUAAGUGUAUCGCAUUCAGGAAACCUUCUUCUUGUCGGAUAUCUCUUACGCCUCUUUUUCAGUAAAGCAACUUUUUUGAGGUAUUUACUUGAUGGGACCCCAUCGGAACCUAACUUGAUCGGGACCCUUUAAGUUUAGUUUUACCCGAUGGUACCUCACCGACGGUACACGUCACGUUAUGUUUUAGUAUCAACACAAGAUGCAGGCAGUGGAACUCUGGCGGAGCGAGCAACUCUGUGUUGAAGAAAACUCUGUGUUGAGUCAAAUUAUUGUUCUACGGCUUGAAAGCUUAAAGAGGACCAAGACCACAGGGAAUGUGCUCCCUGAUGAAGGUGACCUCAAUUUUGACAUUUCUGAACUUUUUCAUCUCUCCGAAGUCAGUUCACGCCCAACAAAUGGUCACGUCAGAAAGUUGUGCCCACAGACAUAUGCUC
Marchantia polymorpha subsp. ruderalis is the source of this 2774-nucleotide messenger RNA. Lineage: Eukaryota; Viridiplantae; Streptophyta; Marchantiopsida; Marchantiales; Marchantiaceae. The record is from the annotation of a GenBank genome assembly.